UCAUUCCUACAGGAAUUUGGAACCAACUAGGAACGAUAUUACUCGAAAGCGAAGUUGUCUCGUUCAUGUUAAUUAUUCCUGUAAGAUUCAAUAUGGGGCUUUGAUAUGCUCCCAUAUUAGUUUGUUUAGAUAAUUAAUAUAUUUUGAUUACUUUUCUAACGCCGCCUGUGGAAAAUGGUUGUAAUUCCGUGUUUAAAAGUGCCACAGCGUCACGCACAAAUGUACAGAAAAUACCUACUGUCACAAGGUGUUCUGGACCGCAAGUACUGUGCACAAAAACACCCAGAUGGCACUGUAACCCUUCCAGUCAUAGCAUCUGUCCUAGCACAGCUUGAUCUAGAGGCACUGAUUAAAGAUGUUGCAGAGGACUGCUUUUGUGAAAUUGUUGAUAUCCAGGAUCCCCCAUUAUCAAAGAAGGAAAAAGUUAAAUCUUCUUACAAGAGACUUCUAGAGACUGCACAGUCUUUGCUGGCUUCUAAAGGAGAAAAAUGGAGUGAAGAUCUAGAGAGAGACAUUCCUAGCCGAUGGCAAUGCCAUGGAGAUCUUGUCCUGUUUAGUGAAGGCUCCUUUUCUAAUGCAAUAUGGAAAGAAAUUGGAUCUGAAUUCUGGACUGCAGUUGCCCUGACGUUGGGAGGAAAACGUAUAGCACAAAUAAAAAAAAUCUCCCUGGAUGGUUAUCGCACACCUAUAGUGACUAUGCUUUUAGGAGACAGCGGCUAUGUAACACACAUUGAUAACCACAUUAGGUAUGAGUUUGAUGUCACCAAGUGCAUGUUCUCUUCUGGGAAUAUCACAGAGAAGCUCAGAAUAGCCUCCUUUGACUGCAGUGGAGAGACUGUGGUUGACUUAUAUGCAGGGAUUGGCUACUUCACUCUUCCAUAUCUUGUACAUGCUAAGGCUGCUCAUGUGCAUGCAUGUGAAUGGAACCCAGAUGCAGUAAAAGCUCUACAGAGAAACCUGCAGGUCAACGGCAUGUCAGACCGCUGCACUGUCCAUCCAGGAGACAACAGACAGCUUCCAUUAUAUGAUCUUGCUGAUCGAGUGAAUUUGGGCCUCAUACCAAGUUCGGAGGAAGGAUGGCCAGUGGCAUGUCGUCUGCUGAAGAGAGACACUGGUGGAAUGCUGCAUAUUCAUCACAAUGUCACAACACCUUUGCAUCAUGAACCACAUGAACAUUCAUCUGCUAUCGGUGUUGAAAAAGGCUCUUCUAUAGAACAAUCUUCCCUUGAGGAUCCAGAGAGUAUGCAAGCGUGGACUGCCUGGGCUUCAGAAACAGCCAGACGUGUCUGUACACUUUUGUCAGACAUCACUGGAAGCAAAUGGAAGACUAAUAUCAAGCACAUAGAACAUGUCAAGACAUACGCACCACAUAUCAGUCAUAUAGUUCUGGACUUGGAGUGUAAACCUCUCUGAUAAACACAUUCAAUCAUGUAAAGUUGUUUUAAUUUUAAUCUCUAUAAUUAGCUAUAAUUAGAGUUUUACCUUUUUCUUUGUGUGUGUGUGUGUGUGUGUGUGUUUGAGAUGUAAAAUUAUAGUGUUUUAUAGUUCUGUUUUGUACUUUUUUUUUUUUUUUUUUUAUCUGGCUGUGAUGUGGAUUAUUGUUCACUUAUGAACACUGAACACUUAUGGGCGUUCACUGCAUGGGCAUCAUGUUCAAAAUGCAGUAAAGAUUAUUUCAUUUUAUGUCUUAACAGUUAAGGAGCAACAUCAAUUAUUAUGUGGCCAUCAAUAUUUAUUUCAUUUACAGGUAUAUGGAUUUUCCUUUUUUUUUUUUCAAAAGUAUUUUAUGAUUAUGAAUUCUGAACUGAUUUGAUCAAAAUACUGUUAAAUGUGCACAUUCGGUUCUAAAGAACAUUGCUUUUCAAUGUUGAAAGCAGUUGUACUUCUUAAUUUUGUUGUGGAAACUGUGAAACAAUUAAUUUCAGGACAACAAUAGUUCAAAAGAACAGCAUUUAUAGAGCCUGUGACAUUAGACAUUUAUUUACUGUACCUUUUGAUUAGUUCCGUGCAUCCUUGCUGAAUCAAAUAAGUAAUAUAUUUAAAAGAAGAAGAAAAAUAAAAAUUCUGAAAAAUAUAAAAAAAAACUGUAAAAAGAUAUAUAUUUUUCUAUCCUAUGGCCAGUAUGACCACAUUUAUAAUUACAUCACUUCCACCCAGAACUAAAUAACUACUAUAAAUUUUCCCUUCAUUAUUAUUAUUCUUUUUUAAUCCAAAAGAGGUUUGCUUAUAUACAAAAGAUUUCUUUGUCAUUACUCCAACGCUUAAAUUCAACAUUUUUCACA
Molecule: messenger RNA, 2282 nt
Organism: Carassius auratus (goldfish)
Lineage: Eukaryota; Metazoa; Chordata; Actinopteri; Cypriniformes; Cyprinidae
Gene: tyw2
Product: tRNA methyltransferase 12 homolog
Biological process (GO): wybutosine biosynthetic process; tRNA methylation
Cellular component (GO): cytoplasm
Molecular function (GO): tRNA methyltransferase activity
Source: RefSeq, a predicted model, not a curated record